Echinostoma caproni is the source of this 243-nucleotide messenger RNA. The record is from the annotation of a GenBank genome assembly. Lineage: Eukaryota; Metazoa; Platyhelminthes; Trematoda; Plagiorchiida; Echinostomatidae.
AUGGAAUCCUCAAGUCAGGAGAAUUCCAAGUAUGAAUCUCAGACGGAGGCUGCCGGUGCACCUCCCCAAGUAAGUCCGAUGAACGUCAUGAUUGUGAUGACGUUGAUGUUAAUGUUGAGAUUAAGUCCUGUGGGAGUUCCUCGCAAUUCUGGUGAAGCCAUGCGUAGCACGUUUCACGUUGGAUGCCAUCUGCUACCAGUCCUCUUGUACAUUGAGGGUUACUACAGCGGUCUGUUCGCUUAG